This is a messenger RNA of Lactuca sativa (garden lettuce), 921 nucleotides long. RefSeq names its product coiled-coil protein. Lineage: Eukaryota; Viridiplantae; Streptophyta; Magnoliopsida; Asterales; Asteraceae. The record is from RefSeq and is a predicted model, not a curated record.
AGGGUCUACUCCGUUGAGACAAGAAACGCUCUUUGCCAUAGGGCUCACGAAAUCAAACUCAGCCCCCAAAACCGCAAAACCCCCUGCGGCAUAAACCCUAGAAAGUAGCAGAGAGAUGGGAGGGAAAGGAAAGAAGAGAAGAGAAAAGAAUUACAAAGAAGCGCAUGGAGUCGGCAAGAAUCGAUUACCCCCACCGCCGGUUCGUUCAUCCCUCGAUGUAAUUCCCUCCAAGCUUCGCCAACUCAUGUCAUAUACCUCAGGGUCUGGAAAGUUAACAGUUGACGUUGAAGAGCAUAAGAAAGGCGGCAAUCGCCGCGGUGGCUCUGAUGGUGGAAAUUUAAUAGAAAAUAAAGUUGGUGCAAAUGAAAAACCUGAUUUUGUGGUUUCUGAUUCCAAGAUUAAAGAUAAUGAUGAAGGAACAGAAAAGAAAAAGAAGAAAAGGAAAAGGAAGCAGGUAGAUGAUCUUCGGUUUGAGGCAGAAUUAGGUGCAGUUGGUUCAAAAAGAAAGGAACGCAAGAAAAAACUUCUAGAAGAACGGAAAAAGAAAAAGAAGAAGACAAAUGAGGGUGAAAUAAACUUUCCCGGACGUGAAGAGAUCAAAUUUGGAGACGUUGUUAAAGCUCCACCAAAGUUGGUGAAUGUUCCCAAGAAAUUUGGGUCUUCGAAUGCAUCUCAAGAGAGGAUCCGAUUGAGAGCCAUUGAAGCGUAUAGAGAUCAAAAGAAAUGGGCUUCAAGACCCGGAGUUCACCAACCCACAAUAGACAUAACACAACCAUCUUUAUAGUGCGUUUUUUCUUUGCAAAUGUGUUAUUCAGAAUUAUGUAAUGUUGUGAGUUAGGUCUUUUUUUUUUUUUUUUGUUUGUUUUUGUAAUACAUCAAGUUUUUUAUGGAUAAAGUGAUUCGGAUAAAUGAUGUUAAAAA